UGCAAUCUUUGCUCAUUGACUUGAUUUAUUUGUCUUCCGAAUCAGGAAUCGUACCUUGAAUUGGUAACAAUGUCUGGGCGCGGCAAGGGAGGCAAGGGACUGGGAAAGGGAGGAGCCAAACGGCACCGUAAGGUCCUCCGCGACAACAUCCAGGGGAUCACCAAGCCGGCCAUUCGCCGUUUGGCUCGCAGAGGAGGUGUGAAGCGUAUCAGUGGUUUGAUCUACGAGGAGACUCGAGGCGUGCUCAAGAUAUUUCUCGAGAAUGUGAUCAGAGACGCCGUGACUUACACCGAGCACGCUCGCCGGAAGACUGUGACGGCCAUGGAUGUGGUCUACGCGCUCAAGAGGCAGGGCAGGACUCUCUAUGGGUUUGGUGGCUAGUGGGGGGUUUGUGGGGUUCUUACAAGUCUUGCUGUCAAGAAAUGUAGUGUUGUGGGGUGUUGGUUGUUUUAGGUGUUGAUGAACUGCUAGGGUUCUUGGUAUUGUAAGUAGUUGAUGAACUGGGUUAUGUGUUUCUGGGUCUGGAAUUGGAAAAUCUAAUGGAAUGGUGGCUGUGUUUGAUCUGAAAAUUGUUUUUCUGAGUUUGGCAAUUUUGUUU
Molecule: messenger RNA, 598 nt
Organism: Argentina anserina (silverweed cinquefoil)
Lineage: Eukaryota; Viridiplantae; Streptophyta; Magnoliopsida; Rosales; Rosaceae
Product: histone H4
Exons: 1
Coding region: 70-381 (103 amino acids)
Biological process (GO): nucleosome assembly
Cellular component (GO): nucleosome
Molecular function (GO): DNA binding; protein heterodimerization activity; structural constituent of chromatin
Source: RefSeq, a predicted model, not a curated record